This is a messenger RNA of Bipolaris sorokiniana ND90Pr, 467 nucleotides long. RefSeq lists its product as uncharacterized. Bases 58 to 297 code for a protein of 79 amino acids. Lineage: Eukaryota; Fungi; Ascomycota; Dothideomycetes; Pleosporales; Pleosporaceae. The record is from RefSeq and is a predicted model, not a curated record. The transcript has a single exon.
UGGACAUCUAGAUAUGUGCUAUAACGUAAAACUACCAAAAUGCAGUAUAUAUAUAUUAUGCAUGAACCCUCCCAGAAUACAUUCUACUGCACAGACAAUCUCGGGAUCCGACACGAGGAACGAAGAAUAAACACGUUUCGACCAAAAAAAGGCGAGGCAAGUAAGGCCGAUUUCCCCACACUACCGCGAUUCCAACCCAAGAGUUCCACCUCGUAUCGCGUGAUCACCUGCAUAAUUUUGGCGCCCGUGUACACUACAGUUGUAUGUCAAAGUUUGGAAAGUCGAUCUUAUCAAUGAUCUGUACCGUAGCCUUUUUCCGGACCGCAGAAAAUAAAAAAGAACCAAAAAAAGAAAACUUGGAUGCAUAGACAAAGUCGACUGCCGAAACCUGCAAUCUAGUAGCAGCAUAACAUAGCCCAACGCAAAGAAGAAGAAAAAAAAGAGGCUGGAUGGAUUCGGGUGCGGGG